AUGGAACCGUCCACACAUCUGUGGAAGCUGGGAAUUGGUAUCGUAUUGACACUGUUCGGUUUCCUCUAUUACCUUGCACAAAAUCCAGUCCACCAUGUCAAACAAUACCCGAAACCGUCGAAAGACUUCGCGGUAUCGCACGCCCUAGCCUUACGAGCUACGAAGCGACUGUAUCAUCAAUUACAAAAUCUCGAAGAGCUUCCCGGUGCCCGAGACUUAGCACGUCAGUGCUUGGAUUCGCUUCUCGCCCACACGAGCAUUUUGGCUCUCCAGCUCUGGAGACAAAACAGAACCGGAAAGGCGAACGGCAGCAUUCUUUGCCUACAGAACUUCUCGAAUGAAGGAUUACGGAGCUUUUUGGAGGUGACAAAUACCGAGAUCCAGGAUGAGUGGGAGAGUUAUAUCCUCGCGAGGAAAGCUGGACGCCCGCGAGAGUUAUUCCAAACCGCGGACGAAGCUGCCCAGUGGAUCAAAAAGAUAAGCCCAGUGAAGCUCAUCGACGGGGCGUGGCUGGGACAUCUACGUCUUAGCCUGAUGCCCUUCACACUUCACCCUGUUCUCAAGGACCUCUGGCAAAUCCUCUCAGAAGAGCUGGGUGAUGGUGAUUUGGCCAAGAACCAUGUUCACGUCUUCAAAGAGUUGCUUCGGAGCGUCGACUCCAAGUUUCCCGACGCCGACCAUGAAGACUUCAUCCAUUCCAAAAUCUUGACCGACGACAUGUCCAUCUGGAACUCUGCGCUCGCACAGUUGACCAUCUCCCUCUUCCCCGAAGAUUACAUUCCCGAGAUUCUGGGAUUUAAUCUGCAUUUUGAGCUUGUAACGUUGGAGACGCUGAAAGCUACCAAGGAGUUGAAGGAAGUUGGCCUCGAUCCAACCUACUUCUUCCUGCAUGUCUGCAUUGACAACACGGACUCUGGACAUUCGGCUAUUGCAUUCCGCGCAGUGUGCAAGUUUAUGGAUCAUAUUCGUGAAGUCGAAGGAGAGGCAGCGGCUGGACGCUGUUGGAAGCGUAUACAAAGCGGAUUUUGCUUGUCGCAGUUCUCCACCAAACUGGACGUUCCCACAGACACUUUCCUCCCAAGGGAGCAGGAAUUAAAGAUAAUCGAUCUGUUGACCAGCAAAGUCCGAGCUUCCAGGAAGGUCCAUUGCAACAGCCCUGCACGUGUCAAAGGCCGCCUGAUCGGGGAAUGGUUGGAACCUGAAAGGUGGGACUCUCCUAGUUGGCGGGUUGAUUUCUUGGAGGCUUUCACUCGCACAGAGCAGUGGAUAUAUCCAGGUGACAGUCAUCGGAGCGGAUUCAUCCAGGUCAUUUCUCUGGGAGGCAAGAUGUUCGGUUCAUUCACAGUGAACGAAUGUCGGGUUUUGAGAGAGUGGAUUGACAACCUGUCACCGAAGCAUGAUGUGAAAAGAGCAACUCUUCGGGAUGAGGCACAAUGGCUUUUGUCCGGGCAAGCUUACCUUGAACCAGAUGUGAUAUUGUCGGCCGAAAUAUUUUCUAAUGAUUGCCUUGUCUAUGAGAGGAUCUUGCCCCUUUGGUUUGCAGCUUGCAGCUUGCUGGAGGGUUUCAUAUCGAUCCCAACGAAAACCACCACGGCACUGGCAUUGAGCGUGCUUAAAGUACUGCGAGUACAGAACGGGUUCCGUGACGACCUCGAACAUGGUAUCUCCUCAACAAAUGCAGCGGCUGAGAGAGACACAACCUAUAGCUUGGCCAGCAUAGGACUAGCCAUGAUGCAAUCUGCAGGGCUUUCGCCCAUGUCUUCUCUCGCUCAAGUUCUUGAGACGUGGCCGUUACGUUUCUCAUCAAUGAUGCUUGAGCUGUCCAGAAGACCUGAAGACAACAAAGCUAUUCUCGUGGGUAUGGCCCUGGCAUUUGCCGAGUUUCAUGCUCAGGUGAGCUCUUCUGACGUCCUGGGCCGGACCUGUAGCGAUGCACUUCGGAUCAUUGCUGAGGGUGAGAUCCAACACUUGAGCUUUUGUCGGCGACUUCUGGCAGAAGAGGAAGGAUAUCGAUAUCAGUUCGAGGCGGGAUAUAAUGCUGCGCAUACAGAGAUUCGCAAGAGCAUCAGGCACGGGCACAACGCUAGCCAGCGUGGAUUAGUUCAAUAG
Fonsecaea erecta is the source of this 2109-nucleotide messenger RNA. RefSeq lists its product as hypothetical. NCBI's taxonomy places the organism in Eukaryota, Fungi, Ascomycota, Eurotiomycetes, Chaetothyriales, Herpotrichiellaceae. The transcript has a single exon. Bases 1 to 2109 code for a protein of 702 amino acids. The record is from RefSeq and is a predicted model, not a curated record.